GGCUUUGCACGGUCUGUGCCGGCUGCUCGCUUGGACAGACAGGCGAAGGGACCGGCGGCGUUGCCAGCCGCGGCAGUCCUCGGCUGCUUUCCUUCUCAGUAGCAGCCCCGCCCCGAAGGAGCCGAGCCCCCAGAGGCACCGCCCUGGGUCGGCAUUCGAGCAGCAUCUGCAGCGAACUGUCUCGUCGCGACCCGACGGCUGCCUGGAACCGGGCCAGCCUCGCCUCAGGGGCAGCGGCGAGGUCGGCGAGCCUUCAGCGCUUCAGCCGGGGAGGCAACGCGGAGCGAAGCGCCGGCUUCUGCCCUGCUUGACAAGUGCUGGGAGGAGAGUCUCCUCCCGGGAGUGGAGGUGCCUGUGCGGGCAUGCAGCCGGGCAACGCCGAGAUCCGUGCCGGGGACCGGCUAACCGGGGCUGCUGCCCGGGGGGAUGUAGCUGAAGUCCGACAGCUCCUGCAUCUGGAGCUGGUGCAUCCUGACUCCCAUAACCGCUUUGGCAAGACUGCGCUGCAGGUAAUGAUGUUUGGUAACAUCUUUGUGGCUGAAGAACUGCUGAAGCAAGGGGCCAACCCUAACAUCCAAGAUGGGUCGGGCACAACACCUGCCCAUGAUGCUGCUCGCACUGGCUUUCUCGACACCUUGAAAAUCUUGGUGGAACACGGUGCAGAUGUCAAUGUCCCAGAUGCUUCUGGCUCACUGCCCAUCCAUGUUGCUGUUCGGGAAGGUCACACAGAUGUGGUAUGCUUCCUGGCACCUCAGUCCCAACUGCAGCAUAAGGACUCCAAGGGGCGGACACCACUGGAGCUAGCACAGCAUCUCGGGCUUUCACACAUCCAGGGCAUCCUUGAGCAGCACCUCUCUGUCCCAGCUUAGCUUCAGGAAGGGCCCUCUGGUCUGGGCCAAGCUAACUCCCCCCUGCCUGCUAGGCCUCUUUUCCCCAAGACUGUCCUUUUUCCCCCGAGCCCUGGAACAAAGGCAGCUCCUCCUGCCCUACCUCAAAACGUGUGUUGGAUUAUUUGUUUCUAUUUAUACAUAUUGUUUGAGUUCUCAUCUGUAUUACUGAUUUCCAGCUUUUUCCAAAUCUGCCAGUCCCUUGGGAGCCCUAUGACUCUUGAGCUGCAGCAUUACUGCUUAACCUGCUCUAGUCACCACCCUCUUGCAUUUCUUUCUUGGGAUGGUCCCAAGCAUUAGAAUAAGCAUUGGUGGAUAGCAUUCAGGUUGAACAGAUUGGGGUCUUUUUGAUGCAAAGCCUGCAUUCACUGCUAGGCUGGGACCUCCUUCCACACCCCCUGCCCCCGAAUUUCAGUGGUCUUGUGACCCUUGGAGUUUUCCCUUCAGGACUAUAAUUCUGCAUCCUUCUUCUAUUCAAUGUACAUGUGGAGGAUCUAGCAAUUCUCUGAUGCAUUGCACUAGGUUCCUAACAAGGAUUAUCAUGGUGAUUAUCAUCCUAUAACACCAGCAGUAAAUAAAUUAAAUGGUGGGUGCCAGAAAACUAGCCUUGAAUGGAAGACAUUACUAGGAUUUUAUUCUUAUCUUUGUGGGUGGGACAUUUGUCCCCACUUGCUCUGCCAAAUACAGGAUCCAGAAUUCCAUAAGGCCUAAUCGUACAGGAGUCUAACUAUUUUUGUUAAGGUUUUCACCCAUUUUGGGAUCUUCCUAGUUUCUAUCUCAGGAGAUCUUGUGAUUCCUGAGCCAUUAGUAGCUGUUUCCAUCUUGGCAUUUUGGUAGUUAGCCAUGCCUUUUACGUACUUCUAAAGUGUGCUGAAUCUUUUAUCUUUGGCUAAAGUGUUUAAGGCUUGUUUUGAAGGCUUGUUCCCUGUAAUGAAUUUGUGGAUCUAAGCAAUGUGAAAUGUAUUCUAUUUAUUGUGAUUUGCAAGGGUGUGUUUAAUGGAAUGACUAAUUUAAUUAUUAAAAACAUUAAAUCU
Messenger RNA from Candoia aspera, 1921 nucleotides. It is a transcript of the gene CDKN2D, whose product is annotated as cyclin dependent kinase inhibitor 2D. The record is from RefSeq and is a predicted model, not a curated record. The coding region runs from base 363 to 869 and encodes 168 amino acids. Lineage: Eukaryota; Metazoa; Chordata; Lepidosauria; Squamata; Candoiidae. Gene Ontology annotation, molecular function: protein binding. The transcript is spliced from 3 exons. Gene Ontology annotation, cellular component: nucleus.